CGGUUUUCCGGUGAAGACGUACAGAUCUGCUGCGUCGGAUCCUUUCUGUGGUUUUAUCAAACUCUCUGCUCGGUUUGUUCCCGGUUCUACUCGGUUCUACUCGGUUCUACUCGGUUCUACUCGGUUUUUUACCCGCCGCUGGUUGAAAACGGAGCCACUUUGGUUUUUAUCCACUUUAUUUUUUAAUUUUUAUUUUCGGGGCUUCUGGUCUCCGGUUGGAUUUACCGUAGGGCGUUCCUGAACCGGGACUCUGAGGAAUGACAGCAGCUGGAACCGGAUCCGCCUGAAUGGAAACGAUGGAUUAUAAGGAGCUGGAGCAACAUCUGGAGGAGAAACUGGAGCAACAUCUGGAGCAGAAGCUGAAGAUCUCAGACCAGACUCUGCCUCUGCAGUCGGACCCUCAGAAGUCUUUGGGGAAGGACCUCCUGACUCCGGAUGAUUCUGCCGUCUCAGAUCUUUCUCCUAAAACGGAAUCUAAAACCCAGACGCCCACCAAGACAGAUGCCUCCUCCAGGACCGACGUCCAGCCUCCCACCCCCGGCAGCAGCCCUCAGCCCAAGAAAGAUUCGAUGAGCUCAGAACAACGACAGAAACUGGCCAAGGAGCGGCGGGAGGAGAGAGCCAGAUACAUCGAACAGCAAACUCAGCUGCAAGCAGCGAAGAAGGCCCAGUGGCUGGAGAAGGAGGAAAAAGCCCGACGGCUGAGAGAGAACCAGCUGGAGGAACGAAGGAGGAAGCUGGAGGAGCAGAGGCUGAAGGCCGAGAAACGCCGAGUGCUGCUGGAGGAGAAACAGAGGCAGAAACUGGAGAAGAACAAGGAGAGAUACGAGGCAGCUAUCAAGAGGUCGACCAAGAAGACGUGGGCUGAGAUCCGGCAGCAGAGAUGGUCGUGGGCCGGAGGACUGAACCAGACUUCCCGCAGAGAAAGCAGAUGCUCGGCCUCCACGGUCAACUUGCCGAGACAGGUGGACCCUGUCAUUAACAACAGGCUGUCCAAGUCCUCGGCCACGCUCUGGAACUCCCCCAACAGAACCCGCAGUCUGCGCCUCAGCCCCUGGGAGAGUCGCAUCGUGGAGCGGCUCAUGACGCCGACGUUGUCCUUCCUGGCCCGGAGUCGCAGCGCCGCCACCCUCCUCAACAACAGCGACUCUCACUCUCACCACUGCUCCCGUUCAGCCUCCGCCAGCCCUCUGAACGCCUGCUCGCAUCACCACCCGCAUCAGAACGCCGCCGAGCGAUGGAGGGUUUCCUCGGCCAGCACGCCAGACAUCACCCAGCGGCAGCGCCGACGAAACUCCACACCGGUGGAUAAAAAGAAGAAAGAGAAGAAGGACAAGGAGAGGGAGAACGAGAAAGAGAAGAACGCUCUCACAAAGGAGAAAGUGCAGAAGAAAAGACAGACCGCUUCACCGACGGCCACCAUCCAGAGAUCCCGGCCAGAAACCAGCACCCCGAAGCCUAAAAACAGACCUCCGUCUCCGGCCGCCCCUAAAAGUCGUCCCCUGUCUCCGCUGGUUCCUGUUCCCUCCAAGACGCCGGCCGCCGGUAAGAAGACUCCGCCUCCUUCUGGCACCAAGACGCGACCCAAACGGGCCCAGACGCCAGCCAGGGUGCAGCCCCAGACGGUCGCCGCCGUCGCAGUGGAAACGGGCCACGAACCCCAGCAGCCAGACGAGGAGAAAAAGAACUCCAAUAAUGUUCCUGCCAUCGUGGUUUCCUCAGCACCGAUUUCACCUCCGUCUCUUAGCCCGCCGGUCGUAUCAGCAGCUUCUCCUGCAGCUCCUCCUGCUGCUCCGACUGUAGAUCCGACUGUAACUUCUCCUGCAGCAGCUCCUCCUGCAGCAGCUCCUCCUGCAGCAGCUCCUCCUGCAGCAGCUCCUCCUCCUCCUGCUGCUGCAGCUCCGACCAGCAGGCCGUCAGCCGGAACCAACGACCCGGAGGAAGCAGCUCGGGUCCUGGCAGAAAAACGCCGACAAGCCCGAGAGCAGCGAGAGCGAGAAGAACAGGAGAGACUGGAGCAGGAGCAGAGAAACAGGGUCCUGAGGGAGGAGGCGAUGGCUCGGGAGGCCGAGGAGAGGAAACGCCGCGAGGAGGAAGCUCGGUUCAUGGCCGAGCAGCAAAGACUCCGAGACGAAGCCCAGAGAGCUGAGGACGAGAAGGAGGUCGAGGAGAGAGCGAAGGCCGAGCAGGAGGAGGCUGACAGGCUGCAGAGACAGAGGGAGGAGGCUGAAGCUAAAGCCAGAGAGGAGGCCGAACGUCAGCGCAUCGACAGGGAGAAACACUUCCAGAAAGAAGAGCAGGAGAGACUGGAGAGGAAGAAGCGCCUGGAGGAGAUCAUGAAGAGGACUCGUAAGAGCGAUGCAGGAGAGAAGAAGGACAUCAAAGCUUCUCCUCAGGUCAACGGGAAAGACUCUGAGCUCAGUAAAGCUCCUGGAAACCCUCAGCUUCCUGCUGCAGGAGUUUCUGGCCUCGUCGUCAACGGCGUCCAGCCCAACUCGCACCAGAACGGCGUCUUGGCCAAUGGAGAGUCUGGAGACUUCGAGGAGAUCAUCCAGCUGAACAGCAGCAGCAGCUCUGGUCAGCAGCAGAUGGUCGGCGAACCCAUCCUGGCCUUCGAGGGAGGAGAACCUUUCCUGAGGAAGACGGGCCCUAUGAAGCCUCAGCAUGUCGCAGAGGUCCUGUGAGUCGCCUUCUGUCUCCGCUAUGAGAUUCCUCCUCCUCUAAACUUCGUGCCAAACAGCCAGAGUGGAGCUGAACUCUGAAACUCCUCUGAAACAUAAGAAAUAUUAAAACAUAAAGUAUUCUGUGUCUCACCGUGUUUUGGUGCACCUUAAAGUUCUAGAGAAACAGGAAGUAUCUGACAUGGUGUUGUUCUUCUGAUGUUGUUCUCGUUACUUCAUUUGGAUAAUGUGUGUUUUUGUGUGUUUUUGCUGUUUUUGUCUUGAAUUAUUGCGUUAUUUAACAUCUUCAGGCUGCAGACGGUGGAUGUAAAUGUAUAAGAGCCUCCUGCUGCAGGAGAUCUGUGAAAUAAAGCUUUAUGAAAGGGAA
Messenger RNA from Amphiprion ocellaris (clown anemonefish), 3048 nucleotides. RefSeq names its product MAP7 domain containing 1b (gene map7d1b). Gene Ontology annotation, cellular component: microtubule cytoskeleton. The coding region runs from base 288 to 2684 and encodes 798 amino acids. Lineage: Eukaryota; Metazoa; Chordata; Actinopteri; Pomacentridae. The record is from RefSeq and is a predicted model, not a curated record. Gene Ontology annotation, biological process: microtubule cytoskeleton organization. The transcript is spliced from 18 exons.